AUGCCGAAACUUCUCACUUCACUAGCCAUUCUAUACUUACUAGUUUUAGUUAAGAGUCAUGGAAAAACUAAAGUAUUGCGAAAUAACUAUGCCAUAUCGAUACACGACAUGGUUAAACUUAUCGACUACGAGCAUUACCUGCUAGAUAUCCUACAGAACUUUACAAAUGCACUGCAGCAAAGAGUGGAUACAAUAGAAUACUAUUUGUACACGACUGAUUACGAGGCAGAAAAGAAACUUCCCGAUGAUCCCAUUAAGUCUUUUCGGAUCAUUCGUCGCCUGCACUCGGAUUACCUCAACUGGAUGUGGUUCAUGGAGCAGCAGCCGUGGGAGACUCUUGUUAAGCAAAUAAUUGCCAUUGCCCCGCAAAUGCCAACUUUAAAGGACAUUGAGGAGGCCAUCAAUGGAUUCAGACUCAUCCAGUGGACCUACUCGCUUCCAACUGCUCAAAUGGCCGAGGGAGUUCUUCAGAACAUCCAUCACAAUACUUCGCUCGAUGCCAUGCAGUGUCUUACGAUUGCCAGGCACUUGGUCAAACAUAAGGAAUUUAUUCGUGCCAGGGAGUGGUUGAUGGUGGGUUUGCAGAUGCACGAGGCAGAUGAAGACAACGAGGAUUUUUACUCCCAACUCGGAAUGCCCUUGGCCGAUUUCUACGAGCUCUUCGUGGAGAUCCAUGAUGAACUAGGUUCUAGGUAUUUGGCCAUGAGUGAGCUGCGACUGGCUAUAAAGAAAUGGCCGGAAAGGGUCAGUCUGCAAAGAGCCCUCUCUCGGCUAAAGGUGAAUAUUCGCAUAGGAAAGGAGCAAGCGAAAGCGAAGGAGAAGUCUCAAGGUGUCUACAAGAAAUGCUGCAAUACGGAAUGUCGACCUACCGCGAAACUCCAUUGCUUGUACAACACAACAUCCUCGUAUUUCCUUCGACUGGCGCCUCUGAAGAUGGAACUCCUGUCCCUCGAUCCCUACAUGGUGCUCUUUCACGAUGUGGCUUCUGACAAGGACAUCAUCAGCAUUAGGAACCUGGCCAAUGGCGGUUUGGUCCGCGCUGUUACCGUGACCAAGGACGGAAGCUACGAAGAGGACCCCGCUCGCACCACCAAGGGCACGUGGCUAGUGGGCAAUAGCAAGCUGAUCCAGAGAUUGUCCCGACUGACACAGGACAUGACCAACCUGGACAUCCGCGACGCGGACCCCUUUCAGGUUUUGAACUACGGAAUAGGUGGCUACUACGGCACACACUUUGACUUUAUAGCAGAUACAGAAAUGGGCAACUUUUCGAAUCGCAUCGCCACAGCAGUUUUUUAUUUGAGUGACGUGCCCCAAGGUGGAGCCACAAUAUUUCCGAAACUCGGACUCUCGGUAUUUCCCAAGAAGGGCUCUGCACUUCUGUGGUACAAUCUUGAUCACAAGGGUGAUGGCGAUAAUAGGACAGCCCACUCAGCUUGUCCCACCAUAGUGGGUUCUAGAUGGGUCAUGACCAAGUGGAUAAAUGAAAGGGAGCAACUGUUUAGAAGACCAUGUUUGACAACCCUUUAAAAUAAUGAAAAAUAAAAAUAUUUAUAAUUAAGCUUAAA
Messenger RNA from Drosophila santomea, 1568 nucleotides. RefSeq names its product prolyl 4-hydroxylase subunit alpha-2. Gene Ontology annotation, molecular function: protein binding; procollagen-proline 4-dioxygenase activity; L-ascorbic acid binding. The transcript is spliced from 9 exons. Bases 1 to 1530 code for a protein of 509 amino acids. Gene Ontology annotation, cellular component: endoplasmic reticulum. Lineage: Eukaryota; Metazoa; Arthropoda; Insecta; Diptera; Drosophilidae. Gene Ontology annotation, biological process: peptidyl-proline hydroxylation to 4-hydroxy-L-proline. The record is from RefSeq and is a predicted model, not a curated record.